CAUGCAUAUGUUGUUAAAAGCAAUUUAGCCUACCAACUUUUUGAAGAUGUGUAUUAGAGGAAGUACAUGUAGUCAACCCACGCUGAGACACAUAUAACAUAUAUACUAUGAAAGUGAUUUACCUUUAGAGAGACAGAUCUACAUGUUCAUCAGUACAAACAAACCCAAGUGCCUUACAUAUGGAUUUUUUUACCGUGUUUUUUCAUAUAAUUGAAUGUGAUUUGUUUCACAGGUAGCUUUCCCUCACCCCAGGUCUGAGAAUGAUGCUCCUCCGGUGCUUAGUUCUCUUUCUGACUCUUUUGAUUGGUCAGAUAAGCGGGUAUGGAAGCGGUGCACCAUCUUUUACCUGUUCCACUAAGAUGCCGAGCCAUGGAGCUCCGGCCCAGACCUCCCCGGCUACAGACUACCAGAUCACUACAAGUUCCAGCACCUACACACCUGGGGGAUCAAUAACAGUGACAAUUACAGCACUGAAUGGUAAGGUGUUUGUGGGAUACUUGAUGGUGGCCAAGGAUGAGGGGACUGGGGCUGACCUUGGCUCUUUCAGCAUCAUCAGUGGAGGAAAAGUCAUGUGUGGCACUACGAGGAACCAAGGGGUGACCCACACCAAUAAAGCUAGCAAGACAACAGAAUCCUUCACAUGGACAGCACCUUCCAAUGCUAAUGGAAACAUCAAGUUUGAGGCGACCAUAGUCCAGUCUUAUUCAAAAUACUGGUUGAAUGUACAUUCUGAUGUGGUAACCCUUGCAUCGGCAGCAGUCACCACAAAACCUACCACCACAUUCCCAGACACCACGAAGGCAGCUACCACCACUUCUGUGGCAACUGAUAAGAAUACAGUAUCCACUACUGUGUUGUCCCCAAAGCCAAUGACAACACCAUCAACAACAACAACAACUACCACUACACAGCCUCCAGCAACAGGGGCAGUAACAAUGGAUCACAGAUGUGGCGACACACGAGGCUGCUUUGUAAACUGUGAAGGGAACGAUUGCCAGUAUGUCGUCUCGUGGCAUUAUAGACCGGAGUAUGUCGACUUCUCCAUCACAAGGAAAGUAACUGGAGGAGGAAGUAAAUGGCUAGCUAUUGGGUUCUCAACUGACCCAAAAAUGGGAGAUGAUGACGUUCUACAUUGCCUCAGUGAUUCAGCUGGCCAUGUGACAGUGGCAAGGUCGUAUAACCAAGGGACCAGCAACCAGCCAAUAGCCAAUUCCCAAGAAGGCAUCUCCAGUGUGAUAGGAUCCUACAAUGAUGGAGUGUUCAGGUGUUCCUUCAGGUACUCACAGGUAAGACCUGACCCCGACAACCGGGUCAAGAGACAGGGCACCUCCCGACCAAUGAUAGACCUUCACCAACACCGCCACCUGAUGCUGGGGGAUGGGCCCGCUUUUGGAGACAUUCUUGCUAUGCAUAAAGAAAAUCCAUUGGUAACAGCAGAAAUGGUGAAUCUUCAGUCCACUGAUAUCAUAGGGGAUGUGGCAAGGUAUCCACUGGUCAAGGUUCAUGGUUGCCUGAUGAUCUUGGCUUGGAUUUUCUGUACCGGAGUUGGCCUGGUAUUUGCUCGGUUCUACAAACCUGUUUGGUCAAACCGAACUAUUCUCGGACUCAAAGUGUGGUUCCAGUUCCACAGAGGUCUAAUGGUAACAACACUGGUACUUACACUGGUGGGCUUCAUCAUCAUCUUUGUGGAGGCUAAUGGGUACAGCAAGAUUUCUGCACCAAUUGGCAAGGGUUACGUAGCGAGUCACCCAAUACUAGGAAUUAUUGUCACUGUUCUAACAGUUACAAAUCCCAUCAUGGCACUUUUUCGACCUGGGCCAAAAGAUAAAAAUCGCCCGAUCUUUAAUUGGGCCCACUGGGCUGUUGGCAUGGCGGCUCAUAUACUUGGAGUUAUCACGAUAUGUUUUGGUGUGGAGUUACAAAAAGUUGGCGCUCCUAAAUACACAGUGUAUGUUGUGAUAGGAUACAUUGUGUACCAUGUACUGAUGGAGAUUACACUCAAAAUCUACGACUUAUUUGCUGAAAGGCAAAAUUCAGCAAGAAUAGAACACAUGGAGAUGAAGAAUGGAAAUGGAGCCACACAGAAUGGAAAUUCAUUCCGCCCAGAAGAACCAAAACGAGAUCCCAAGGACAGCAUCAUAAAGAAGCUUCUUCUUGCUUUCCACGUUGCCAUUGCAUUUGCUUUCACCUUGACCCUGCUGUUAUUAGUGACCCAAUAUUGAUGGAAUUCAUGAACACUAGAUGAACAGUGAACACUCCAUUGAUCAAACUAAACAGUUAAUACAUUUUGGGAAAUCCUGACUACAGGCAGACCGAAGCUGAAGUGCAGAUCAAUUAGUGGCUGUUCUGAGAAUCUCCAAGUUUGUGACAGUGAGGCUAACCAACAUAAAAUGCCCUGUUAAUUUGUCACCCUUAUUCAGUGUGCCAAUCCACUUGUUUUUAUUUUAUGUACAUAUUAUCUACCAGUAAUACAAUGUCUGCUAUUUCUCUUUAAGGAGAAUAUUUUCAGCAAAAUUUUCUGCGUAAUAGAAAUGCAUUUUUGCCUGAAAUGAUAUUCACUUUCAGUUUGAGUGCAUAUUGGUAGCUAACAUUUUACAAGAUACAAACUGGGACAAUUCCAUUCAUAAAACCUUGUUUUGGAAUAUCAGUAUAAUUGCAUGCUGCUAGGGUCUGUUAGUGUAUUAUCUAUAGUAAAGAACUAGUAUGCACUUAUUUACUAGAAUUAAUAGUGCAUUUUAAAAAGAAAAGUAGAUGAAAUCAUCUCAAAAUAUGACACAAAUUUAGCAAUGUGGGGCAUGAAACUGAUAUGCACUACCAAAUGUACAAUAAUACCCUUAAUGUUCUAAACAUUCACUGCACAGUGAAUAUUUUCCAUGAUUACCUAAAAAACUGUGCUCAUUUUUCCAUUUUUUUUUCUACGGAGAUUGCAAAAUAUCAAAUGAUGGUGAUUACUUUUUGUGUUCAUUUGUUUAUUAUGAACUACUUUCCUGAAGUUCAUAAUUCAGAUUGCUACAUGUUCAUUUAUUUUGAAAAUUUAAAUCCUUAUCUCUAUGUUUUACCAUACAUAUACAAAAAUCAUUUAUUUAAAUGUACACUGAAUCUCCUACAUAUAAACCAAACAGUAUAAUGUAUAAUGUAAACAUGAUAAUGUAGUAAUUCAAGCAGGCUUCUUAUAAUACAGUCUUGUUAUGUGUUUGUUGAUUAGUUUCUUGUUUUAUUUAUAGAUUUAUUGAAUGUUUUUUUUGUAUCACAAUUUCAUGUUUAUCCCUUAUUGUGUUAUGAGAGGAAAUAAGGAAUAAACCAUAAUUCAGCUUGUUCAUGAUAUAAUGAUACAAUUGUGUAAGUAAUUCAUCUCAUGCUGAACAGGCUAUAUACCGGUAUCAAUGUACCACAUUUCAUAAAUGUAGUAAUGAUAUCACAUAAAAUUUGUCUGAAGUAAAAUUCUUAAAAUCAUACUUAGAUUAUAUUUGUAUUAGUAAUACCAGUGCAGGUAUAAAAUUAAUAAGUUCCUCAUUUUCUUUAAAUGCAUUUAAGUCAUAUUUUUUAUUGCUUUUAUACUUGCAUUAAUUUUAGUCAGUAGCAAUAGAGAAUCUCACUUAAACAUAAAAAUUUCAAUGUACAUACACAACCAAAGUCUUCUCAUUAUAUGUCUGUUCACAUCUGAGCACACUCACCAAGCAUUGUCAUGUGCAUUUGUUACUAAAAUAAAAAUGUGAUACUUAU
Messenger RNA from Magallana angulata, 3723 nucleotides. Its product is annotated as putative ferric-chelate reductase 1. The transcript is spliced from 16 exons. Gene Ontology annotation, molecular function: oxidoreductase activity, acting on metal ions. The coding region runs from base 261 to 2222 and encodes 653 amino acids. NCBI's taxonomy places the organism in Eukaryota, Metazoa, Mollusca, Bivalvia, Ostreida, Ostreidae. The record is from RefSeq and is a predicted model, not a curated record.